GGUAAUACACUUUUUCAUAUGACGGCGAAGUAGAAGCAGAUGCACCACCGAGACACCCUACCUUCUCUAAGAGUACUGAGAAAUGGCGGCGUCCGUGUGCCGAGUCGGGAGCACUGUGGGUAAGACCCUCGCCAAAGCCCGCAGUCCCCUCCUGCUGUCUCUGAGGCGUGGACAGGCCUCAAUCAGCUAUGCCCAGAGCCUGGUGGGAGCCCCUGAAACUCGCCUCACUACCCUGGAAAAUGGUUUGAGGGUGGCAUCUGAGGAGACUGGACAUGCAACAUGCACUGUUGGACUGUGGAUCAAUGCUGGCAGUCGCUAUGAGAGUGAGAAGAACAAUGGAGCAGGCUUCUUCUUGGAGCACAUGGCUUUCAAGGGAACCAAGAACCACCCUCAGACAGCUCUGGAGCAGCAGGUGGAGUCUAUGGGAGCCCACCUGAGCGCCUAUACCUCCCGGGAGCACACGGCAUACUACAUGAAGACCCUUGCAAAAGACCUGCCCAAAGCCGUGGAGCUGCUGGCAGAGGUGGUGCAGAGCUGCUCGCUGAACGAGGCAGAGAUCGAGCAGCAGAGGGGCGUCGUGCUGCGUGAGCUAGAGGAAGUCGAGGGUAACCUGCAGGAGGUUUGCCUCGACCUGCUGCAUGCCACAGCCUAUCAGGGCACUCCUCUCGGACAGAGCGUGCUGGGACCCUCCAACACUGCCAGGACUCUGACCCGCCAGGACCUAGUGGACUACAUCAACAGCCACUACAAAGCCCCUCGCAUGGUGCUGUCUGCUGCUGGUGGUGUGAACCACGAGGAGCUGGUCGGUUUGGCAGAAUCUCACCUCAGCGGAGUGUCUUUUCAAUAUGAGGGCGAUGCCGUCCCCGUGCUGUCACCCUGCAGAUUUACAGGCAGUGAGAUCUGUAUGCGUGAUGAUGGUUUGCCUCUGGCACACAUUGCGUUUGCUGUGGAGGGUGCCGGUUCUACCAGCCCGGACAUCGUGCCACUCAUGGUGGCCAACUCCAUCAUCGGCAGCUUUGACCUCACCUAUGGUGGUGGAAAGAAUCUGAGCAGCCGCCUGGCACGCCUGGCAGUGGAGGAAGACCUGUGUCACAGUUUCCAGGCCUUCCACUCUUCCUACAGCAACACUGGCCUGCUGGGAAUUUACUUUGUGUGUGAUAAGCACAAAAUCGAAGAUAUGAUGCACUGGUCCCAAAAUGCCUGGAUGAACCUGUGCACCACAGUGACGGAGAGUGAUGUAGCCAGAGGCAAGAACGCUCUGAAGGCCAGCCUGGCUGGACAGCUCAAUGGAACAACACCGAUUUGUGAUGACAUCGGCAGACACAUCCUGAACUAUGGGCGCCGUAUUCCUCUGGCAGAGUGGGACGCUCGGAUCGAUGCCGUCACCCCCAAGAUAGUGCGUGACGUCUGCUCCAAAUACAUCUACGAUAAGUGUCCUGCUGUGUCAGCUGUCGGCCCCGUCGAGCAGCUACCCGACUACAACAGAGUCCGCAGUGCCAUGUACUGGCUGAGGUUUUAAGAUGCAUUAUUGUGUUGCUCCGUGUGUCCCACGUUUGCUCAUCAUCAUCUACACCUCAACCUCAACCCGAGCAGACUUUAAUAGUAAAUAAUCAUCUACUGGACACAGCCUGAAUACAUCCAGUUUGGAGCAAGAGUAUAUUUAUAAUUUCUGUAAGAUUUGUUUCUGUCCUCUAUUGUACAUAACAGAAGCUCUCAUUCUGACAAAAUAAAAAUACUGUAAAACAA
Messenger RNA from Cottoperca gobio, 1746 nucleotides. It is a transcript of the gene uqcrc1, whose product is annotated as ubiquinol-cytochrome c reductase core protein 1. NCBI's taxonomy places the organism in Eukaryota, Metazoa, Chordata, Actinopteri, Perciformes, Bovichtidae. The record is from RefSeq and is a predicted model, not a curated record. Gene Ontology annotation, molecular function: metal ion binding. The transcript is spliced from 13 exons. Bases 83 to 1519 code for a protein of 478 amino acids. Gene Ontology annotation, cellular component: mitochondrion.